Molecule: messenger RNA, 3588 nt
Organism: Siniperca chuatsi (mandarin fish)
Lineage: Eukaryota; Metazoa; Chordata; Actinopteri; Centrarchiformes; Sinipercidae
Gene: fbxo42
Product: F-box protein 42
Exons: 10
Coding region: 854-2977 (707 amino acids)
Molecular function (GO): protein binding
Source: RefSeq, a predicted model, not a curated record
UGAAAUUGACAACCUUUCAGAGGGGACAAAGUGUGUGACAUUAGAGGAGCUAACGCUAGUUUAUUAACGUAACUGCACACAGCCUCUGCUCAAGCUUACGUUAGCAAAGAUUAUUAGCAGCAGAAAACACUGAGGAUGUCAGCUAGCGCGCUAGCUAGUAGGGUGUAAUGUUAGCUGAGACUGUUGUCCUGAGAGCAUGUCGUGUCAUUUAGAUACUUAAGAAGUGGGGAUUUCCUUACUUUGUCAAGCAGAGGUGUUUAAAGGAAAACGCGUAAUCUAUGGCUAUAUACCGUUAGCUAAAAUGCAUUGAUGCUAGCUAACGAUAACGUGGAUGCUCAUGAUCAGUUAGCUAGCGUUAGCCAGUGCUAGCAUAUAUUCUCCAAGGAUCAAACGUUAAAUUCAGUAACAUGCAGCUGUUACACGUUGGUUAGGCAGUGAAAUAGUCGUUUGUAACAUAAGCCACUCCUCGUUUAGCCGUAUGACAUAUCACAAGGUUCAUGUAUUUUCCUAUGUAGUUAGCUUUAGAUGGUAAUUAGCUUUAGCAAUCCAACAUUUUAUUUAUUAUGUGAUGGCUAACGACAGCUAGUUAGAGGUAGCUAACGAUAUAAGAGGGACGUGCUAUGUGGAGGGGCCAGCUGCUCAGUCUAAAGAAAGGGCACCACCCGUUUCAGACAAUGGAUGUGACAAUUAAGAUUACUGAGAAUUAAAUGCCCCAAAACAUUUUAUGGUGGUUACAGCUUUGCAGUGUCAUUGGGUUUCUGGGGUAGGACCAAAUCUCCUCCAAUUUUGUUUAAGGCUUCAUCCUCAUUAAAUUUGAGUUGCAGGAAUCCAAUAAAGAACAUAUAGGACAAUAAUGUCCCGCUCCCCUGACAAUGAGGAUGGAUGCUUUGUUGCUAUGGAUACGGAGGACGAUAGCGCAGAGCCUGCUGGGAUAACAGAGGAAGUAGAAUCAAAGAUGGGGUCCUGCCGACAAGAAGGGAACAUGGACAGUGGUGCCAAAGGAGGGGGGAGAACAAUGGUGGAGUUGCCAGAGGAAGUUCUCGAAUAUAUUCUGUCCUUUCUUUCACCUUACCAGGAGCACAAGACUGCUGCGCUUGUAUGUAAGCAGUGGUAUCGCCUCAUUAAAGGUGUUGCUUAUCAGUGCUACCAUGGUUUCUUGAGAGCUGUCCAGGAGGGAAAUAUCCAGUGGGAAAGUCGCACAUACCCAUAUCCAGGAACCCCCAUCACUCAGCGCUUCUCACACAGUGCAUGUUAUUACGACUCAAACCAAUCCAUGUAUGUGUUUGGGGGUUGCACUCAGAGUAGCUGCAAUGCUGCCUUCAAUGAUCUAUGGAGACUUGACCUCAACAGCAAGGAGUGGAUCCGCCCUUUAGCCUCAGGCUCCUAUCCAUCUCCCAAAGCUGGAGCGACUCUAGUGAUGCACAAAGACCUGUUAGUGCUGUUUGGGGGAUGGACUCGCCCCAGCCCUUAUCCACUGCACCAGCCAGAAAGGUUUUUUGAUGAGAUCCACACCUACUCUCCUUCAAAGAACUGGUGGAACUGUAUAGUAACAACACAUGGACCUCCACCUAUGGCUGGCCACUCUUCCUCUGUAAUUGGAAACACCAUGGUGGUGUUUGGGGGAUCACUAGGAGCACGUCAAAUGAGUAAUGAAGUCUGGGUUCUGGAUCUGGAGCAGUGGUCCUGGUCCAAACCACCCAUAUCUGGUCCAUCACCCCACCCGCGAGGAGGCCAAUCACAAAUUGUGAUUGACGAUCAGACGUUGCUCAUCUUGGGAGGCUGUGGUGGCCCUAAUGCACUCCUUAAAGAUGCCUGGCUCCUCCACAUGGAUGCACCACCAUGGAGGUGGCAGCAGCUGCAGGUGGAAAACGAGGACCACGGAGCCCCGGAGCUGUGGUGUCACCCAGCUUGUAGAGUGGGCCAGUGUGUGGUGGUUUUCUCACAGGCUCCAUCUGGCCGCGCGCCGCUCAGCCCAAGUCUUAAUUCUCGGCCCUCCCCCAUAAGUGCCACGCCUGCCCCUCUGGGCCCCGAACCGCCUUCCCUGCGCUCUCAGUCUCCUGUUCGGAGCGGGGCCGCUGGUGUUGUCCUGGGAGCUGUUGAAGAGGCUCCGUGUGUAAACGGUCGGUGGGGCACGCUGAGACCUCGGCCUUCAGCGAGAGGAAGUGCCAGAGAUGGGAGCCCAUCCUCAUCCCAACAGCAGUCUCCUUCACAAGGCCCAGACAGCCCUCCUCUUCCUCCACUUCCCCCGUUAUUAAAUGGAUCCUCCCCUUCACCCCGGACCAGUCCAGCCCAGGCUGCUUCUCCUCCCUCUCGCCCUCACCUGCCUGCCUCCACAGACUAUGGGUGGGAGUCUCCCCCUUCUGCCGCUCACCACUCUGAGGUGCCCAGCACUAAUGGCCUGCAUACUCCUCCUGCAGUCUCCCCACACACUCCUCCAGGCGCAGUGUCCCCCGCUGCCUUAAGAAGAGGCCUGGAGGCAGUAAAAAACAAAUCUUCCUUAUCAUUACCCUCUUCAUCGUCAUCGUCUUCCCUUCAGCCACAGGGGGCUUCGCCUGGAGGAGGAAGUGGUGGAGGAGGAGGAGCAGGUCCUCCUGGAACCCCUCCGUCGUCAUCCUCCAGCCCUCCACACGCUGCUGGAGCUGAUGGACAUGCUAUUCCACCUAUUGCACGGCGUCUUGGCCAUCACCCACCUCAGAGUCUGAACGUAGGAAAACCUUUGUACCAGUCUCUCAACUGCAAGCCCAUGCAGAUGUAUGUGUUGGAUGUGUCCCGGGCCAAAUCUGCUGGGGUGGUGUCCUGGAGAGUUUACGGGAACGGGACUCCCGCUGCAGUUACGGGGCCACCUGAGACCAGCCUUCACACAGUGGUACAGGGCAGGGGAGAGCUAAUAAUUUUUGGGGGCCUCAUGGACAAAAAACAGAAUGUGAAGUACUACCCUAAAACCAACGCCUUGUACUUUGUACGUGCUAAAAGGUAAUGCAGCUCCAGGCUGUACUGGGAAGACAGACGCUCCACCCUGUGAACACACAAGGGAAUUGACACACAAGGCCUUUUUCCUAUAGAGAGGAUUAUGGGAAAAGAACAUAAUCACUGUUAGAUGUUCCACUUCAAAUUCAUUAUUCUCCCUUCUGCCUACUGCAAGCAUUCAAAAUAAAACACUUUAACUACACUUUGAUAAAAACAUUUGUUUGAAUGAGAAUCCUGACUGAGUGUGUGUGUGACUGCAGUGAUUAGAGAGAACAGGACAUUUUUUGUUGGUCCCCAAAAGGUGAUCGAUAUAUACAAUAACAUUUUUGUUUUUCUGUGUUACCCUCUUCUGCACUCUGGAAGAACAGAUGCCGUUAACAGAAACGGUUGACGACUACCUUGCUUUUUGUAUCACUCUUUAAGACUGCAAUGUUUACAUUGAUAAGUGUGUGUGUGUGUGUGUGUGUGUGUGUGUGUGUGCGUGUUAUGUGUGCACGGUGGUGAUUAAAAGUUGUUGACUAAUGUGUGUCGGGGGCCAUGGUGGGUGAGAGAUGUGGCACUGUACUAUAAACAUAGUUAAACAAUAAAGGCCUCCAUGUCUGCUCUGUCACAGUCUUAAAA